This is a messenger RNA of Lemur catta (Ring-tailed lemur), 315 nucleotides long. Its product is annotated as keratin-associated protein 12-1-like. Bases 1 to 297 code for a protein of 98 amino acids. The transcript is spliced from 2 exons. The record is from RefSeq and is a predicted model, not a curated record. Lineage: Eukaryota; Metazoa; Chordata; Mammalia; Primates; Lemuridae.
AUGUGCCACACCAGCUGCUCCUCGGGCUGCCAGCCGGCUGGCUGUGUGCCCAGCCCCUGCCAGGCCACCUGCUGUGUGCCCCUGCCCUGCCAGUCCUCCGUGUGCCCGCCUGUGAGCUACAGGCCUGCCGUGUUCGUGCCCGUGAGAUGCCAGACCUCCGUGUGUGUGCCCGUGAUCUGUAGGCCUACUGUGUGCGUGGCCCCCUCCUGCCAGUCCUCCUCCUCUGGGUGCUGCCGGCCCCCCUGCCCUGCCCUGCUCUGCAGACCCAUUGGCUGCAGCACCCCUUCCUGCUGCUGACCACGAGUCUCCAAACCA